AUGGGGGGGCUGAAAGAGGAGCUGCUCAAGACCAUCUGGCACGCCUUCACCGCCCUGGACCUGGACCGGAGCGGCAAGGUCUCCAAGUCCCAGCUCAAGGUCCUUUCUCACAAUUUGUGCACAGUGCUAAAUGUUCCACAUGACCCAGUGGCCUUGGAAGAGCAUUUUCGGGAUGAUGAUGAAGGACCAGUUUCCAAUCAGGGUUACAUGCCUUAUUUAAACAAAUUCAUCUUGGAAAAGGUUCAAGGGAACUUUGACAAAGUUGAGUUCAAUAGGAUGUGCUGGACUCUCUGCUUCAAAAAGAACCUCACUAAAAGUCCUUUGUUCAUUAGCGAUGAAGAUGCCUUUAAAGUUUGGGUUAUUUUCAAUUUUUUAUCUGAGGACAAAUACCCAUUGGUCAUUGUACCUGAGGAGAUUGAAUACUUGCUUAAAAAACUCACUGAAGCAAUGGGGGCAGGCUCACAUCAAGAACAGUUUGAACAUAAUAAGAACAGCCUCGGUGCCAAUCAAGGUCUUUCUGCAUGGGAAUUGAUUGAGCUUAUUGGAAGUGGACAGUUUAGCAAAGGGAUGGACCGACAGACUAUAUCAAUGGCAGUUAAUGAGGUCUUUAAUGAGCUCAUAUUAGAUGUACUGAAACAGGGUUAUAUGUUGAAAAAAGGUCACAGAAGGAAAAAUUGGACAGAACGUUGGUUUGUGCUAAAACCAAAUAUUAUUUCAUAUUACGCGAGUGAAGACUUAAAAGACAAAAAAGGAGACAUCAUCUUGGAUGAAAACUGUUUUGUAGAGUCCUUGCCUGACAAAGAUGGAAAGAAAUGCCUUUUUCUUAUCAAAUGCUUAGAUAAAAGCUUUGAGAUUAGUGCCUCUGAUAAAAAGAAGAAGCAGGAGUGGAUUCAAGCCAUUCAGACCACUGUAAGCCUGCUGAGGGUUGGCAGCCCUCCACCUCACAAAGAAGCGCGCCAGAAACGGAAAGAAUUACGCCAGAAACUGCAAGCUGAGCAAGAGGAAUUGGAGCGGCAGAUGAAAGAACUCCAAAUAGCCAAUGAGAACAAGCAGGAGGAAUUGGAGACAGUGAGAAAGCAACUGGAAGAAGCAGCUGCUCGAGCCGCAGUAGAAGAGAAGAAACGUCUUCAGACUCAAAUGGAACUGCAAGACCAUUUCAGUGUGGAGCUAGCGAGAGAGAAAAUGGUAAGACAGCAAAUGGAAGAGCAGGUUGCUCAGAAAUCGUCUGAACUUAAACAGUAUUUGCAGAGAGUAUGUGAACUUGAAGAAAUGUAUAAAAAGCUACAGGAAGCCUUGGAGGAUGAGAAACAGGCACGUCAAGAUGAAGAGACCGUAAGGAAACUUCAAGCCAGGUUACUGGAGGAAGAGUCGGCAAAGAGAGCUGAACUGGAAAAAUGGCACUUGCAGCAGCAGCAGACCAUUCUGAUGACAGAAGCAGAGAAGCAAGAGUUAGAGACCCAGAGGAUCAUAAAGGAACGUGCUCUUCAAGUUGCUAUGCAACAGUUGGAACAGCUUGAACUAGAAAGGAUGCAGGCACUUGAACAGUAUGAGGGGGUCAAAAAGAAGUUGGAACUGGCAGCUAACAAGACCAAGAGCUGGAAAGAUAAAGUAGCUCAUCAUGAAGGAUUAAUUCGAUUAAUAGAACCAGGGUCUAAGAAUCCUCACUUAAUUACUAACUGGGGACCUGCAGCCUUCACUGAAGCUGAACUUGAGCAAAGAGAAAAGAGCUGGAAGGGGAAAAAGGCCACUUCUGAGUAA
Emys orbicularis (European pond turtle) is the source of this 1758-nucleotide messenger RNA. It is a transcript of the gene SWAP70, whose product is annotated as switching B cell complex subunit SWAP70. Gene Ontology annotation, cellular component: nucleus; cytoplasm. The record is from RefSeq and is a predicted model, not a curated record. The transcript has 12 exons. Bases 1 to 1758 code for a protein of 585 amino acids. Lineage: Eukaryota; Metazoa; Chordata; Testudines; Emydidae.